Thermothielavioides terrestris NRRL 8126 is the source of this 1168-nucleotide messenger RNA. RefSeq lists its product as uncharacterized. Gene Ontology annotation, cellular component: proteasome core complex. The record is from RefSeq and is a predicted model, not a curated record. Bases 217 to 1032 code for a protein of 271 amino acids. NCBI's taxonomy places the organism in Eukaryota, Fungi, Ascomycota, Sordariomycetes, Sordariales, Chaetomiaceae. The transcript has 3 exons.
CUGGCGGUUCCGGAAGGCAGCACUCUGACGCGAAGCUCCAGGGAGCUCCAGCCGCAGUGCAACCGCAAGCUUCCAACCACGGCGAAACCACCACCACACCACCGAGAACCCGACUUUCACCAACAAUUCCUCGCCGAAUCGCUUGCCGCUUGACGAGCGCAGGACAAUAACAUUCCGCAUCUCACCCUUUGACGUAUCUCCGCAUUAUUGUACAGGAUGGAUCACCGCCCGCAAGCAUGGGGUCGUCCCAGAGAUGACGUCUACGGCCCGUACGAUGCCUCCUACCUCCAGACCAGCGGCCCCAAGACGGCGACACAAUCGCCCGUCGUAACCGGCACCUCGGUCAUCGCGAUCAAGUUCAAGGACGGCGUCGUCAUGGCCGCCGACAACCUGGCCUCGUACGGCUCGCUAGCGCGCUUCACCGACGUCAAGCGGCUGCGCCCCUUCCUCUCGACAUCAGUCGUCGGCUUCGGCGGCGACGUGUCCGACAUGCAGUACCUAGACCGGCACCUGACCGAGCUGGCGAUCGACGAAGCUUACGAGCACGAGUCCUCGGCGGCGGGCACGUCGGGCGGCGCACCGGGCGGCCAGCUCAACGCGGCGAACCUGCACAAGUACCUGUCGAAGCUGAUGUACCGGCGGCGCAACGACUUCGACCCGCUGUGGAACCAGGUGCUGGUGGCCGGGUUCGACGGGGCGGGCAAGCCGUUCCUGGGGUCGGUGGACCUGCGCGGGACGGCGUUCGCGGCGCCGUCGCUGGCCAGCGGGUUCGGCGCCAUGCUGGCGCAGCCCAUCAUGCGGCGGCACGCCGCCACGGACGCCGACGCGGCCGCCCUCAGCCGCGAGCAGGCCGUGCAGAUCGUGCGCGACUGCAUGAAGGUGCUCUUCUACCGCGACGCCCGCUCGCUCGACCGGUACAGCCUCGCCGUCGUGACGCGCGACGGCGUCGAGAUCAGCGAGGACGAGCGGCUCGAGCAGCAGAGCUGGGCCUUUGCCGAGCGCGUCCGCGGCUAUGGUACGCAGGUCGUCUAGAGGAGGGUGCCGGUGUUUAUGAGGAAGUAUGGCGGGGAAAGAAAGAUAGGGCUCGGCGCGUAGGAGAUAUUCAUGCAUCUAGAAUUGCUCUCUUUCUCUCUCCGUGCGAGUGAGAGAUACUAGGGUAAACCGUCGG